This is a messenger RNA of Acanthosepion pharaonis, 645 nucleotides long. Lineage: Eukaryota; Metazoa; Mollusca; Cephalopoda; Sepiida; Sepiidae. The record is from the annotation of a GenBank genome assembly.
AUGUUUCUCCAUUUUUUUCUUUUCGGCUUUUGUCUUUUUUUUUUUUUUAUAACUCCUGCUUAUUCCUUCAUUGUUUUUAUUUUCAUCAACGUCAUUUUUUACUCCCUUUUUCUUUCAUUUCUUCCUUCUGAUCUCUUCCACCUUCUUAUCGAUAUCUCUUUUCUCAUUCUUUUGUUCUGUUUCUUUUUCUUCCUUCUAAUUCUUCUUCAUUUUCUUUUUACGUUCUCAUAUUUCCGACUGUUUCUCCUUUAUAUUGCUUUUUUUUUCUAUUGUAAUCUUCUUUUGCUUCAUAUUUCAUAUUUCUUUCAAUCUGUUUUCCUCCUACUACUCCUUCCCUUAUUUUACUUGUCGCUUCUCUUAAAUUCUUUCGCAAUUACUUUUUAUCCCCGUCUUUUUUUCUUAUCUUUGGCAUUAAUCUACGUCUUUGCCUUUUUUCCACCGUCACCAUCGCUAUCACCUCGAAAAGCGCGCAAAUUACUCGCAUUUCCGUGUCUAAUCCGACUUGGAGUGUAUAACAAGCGUUCGUAUACGUUCGCCGUCAUUUCGCCUUUUGACUCCAAUCGACAACGCUUUCUUCCUCUACUUUCUCGACUCCUCAUUCAUCACCAUUGCUCCCCCACCCGCCCCGACAACCUCUACGUUUAA